AUGGCAGCGCGGAAGCCGGUCUUCAACCAGCAGGUCCUCUACGACACCACCCCGCUACCGGACUCGAUCCCCAAGGUCAAGGAGAUCGGUGCUAGCUCUGCCCCCCUUUUAUCGGCCUCCUUCUUUAUCGGCGCCCGGUGCAAGGACUACAAUGACGACUACAUGCAAUGCAAGACCGAGAACCCGGGCAGGGGCGAGUUUGAGUGCAUGAAGGAAGGCCGCCGUGUCACCAGAUGCGCCCGGAGUGUGCUCGAGGACAUCAACAAGUCCUGUCUCGAGCAGUUCCGCAACCACUGGCAAUGCUUGGAAAACAACAACCAGCAGCUAUGGCAAUGCCGCCCUGACGAGUGGAAGCUAAACAAGUGUGUCUUUGAGAAGCUAAACCUCGAGAAGGUUAUCCCCGAUCAGCCCAAGCAAUCGACACCCGUACACCUCAGACAAAGACAGGUUUUCGCCCACAAAUGGAUCCAGCGGUGGGAGAAGCCGUUUGUGCCGGGGCAGUCUGAGACAUCAGAGUCGUCCUGA
Molecule: messenger RNA, 525 nt
Organism: Chaetomium globosum CBS 148.51
Lineage: Eukaryota; Fungi; Ascomycota; Sordariomycetes; Sordariales; Chaetomiaceae
Exons: 4
Coding region: 1-525 (174 amino acids)
Biological process (GO): mitochondrial electron transport, NADH to ubiquinone
Source: RefSeq, a predicted model, not a curated record